GCCGCCGAGGAAGGAAAGCAGAGCAAGCAGAAGCCCGUUUUCGGCUCCUCUUCCUCCUCCUCUUCCUCUUCCUCCUCCUCCAGCAUCCCCAGCCCUGGGCCCCGAUUCCCUCCUCCUCCUCUUCCUCCUUCUGCGGAGCUUCACAAGCCUUGACAAUGUCUUCUGUCAAACGCCUUGUAUAUGCUGUCAUCCAUUUCUUGCGAGAACAGAGUCAGAUGGAUACCUUUACUUCAGAUGAGCAAGAAAGCUUGGAAGUGGCUAUUCAGUGUUUGGAGACAGUCUUUAAAAUUAAUCUGGAAGAUUCCCAUCUCGCAGUACCAAAAUGCUUGACAGAAAUAUUUGAAGAUUCAUGUCUUAAGAGUGAGAUACUGCCUCUCUCAGAUUCUUUGCCAGAGGAUCUUGAGAAAGCUGACCAGCUGAAGGAUGAAGGUAACAAUCACAUGAAGGAAGAGAAUUAUGGUGCUGCUGUGGAUUGUUACAGUCAGGCUAUAGAACUGGAUCCAAAAAACGCAGUCUAUUAUUGUAACAGAGCUGCUGCUCAAAGUAAGCUGAAUAACCACAGUGAAGCAAUAAGAGACUGUGAAAGAGCAAUAGUAAUAGAUCCAAAAUACAGUAAAGCUUAUGGGAGAAUGGGAUUGGCUCUGACUUCAAUGAAUAAAUAUCAAGAAGCAAUUAACAGUUACCGGAAAGCACUGGAUCUUGAUCCAGAAAAUGAUUCCUAUAAAUCAAAUCUGAAAAUAGCUGAGCAGAAAUUGAGAGACAUGUCCAGUCCUACUGGAACCGGACUGAGUUUUGAUAUGGCUAGCUUGAUAAACAAUCCUGCCUUCAUUAGCAUGGCAGCAAGUUUAAUGCAAAAUCCUCAAGUUCAACAACUGAUGUCAGGAAUGAUGACAAAUGCUAUUGGGGGCCCAGCUGCAGGUGUUGGGGGACUCACUGAUCUGUCAAGCCUCAUACAUGCGGGACAGCAGUUUGCACAGCAGAUCCAGCAGCAAAACCCAGAGCUCAUUGAGCAACUAAGGAACCAUGUUCGGAGCAGAUCUUUCAGCGGCAGCACCGAAGAGCAUUCCUGAUUCGAGAGGCAUGCACCAGAGCGCUCUUCUGCAAAUUUUAAAAGGCAUCCUGUAGCUAGUAGCAAAUAUCACCAUUGUAAUUCUUCGCAGACAUGAGGCGGAAAAUCCUUUGUGCGUAUUCCUUCUUGUCUGGUAAAAACAGAUUCAUUGCACACAGAUCUGAACAUAUCAUGUAUGUAUAUUGAUGCCUUUGUAAAUGGACUAUAACUAGAACUGUCGACAUUAAAAUCUCUAUGUUAAAAGGGACCAUUUUCAUAUCAAUGAGCAACAGUGCGAUUUUUCAUUUCUCUUUGAGAGAAUGGGGUUUUAGCACCAACACACUGCACUGGUAAAGAGGAUCCAGUAUGGUGGCAGUGGAAUGGUGAAAUCGCACUUUAUCGACCAUGCAGUCCUAUGUAAUAAUUGUAUUCAACAUAUAUUCUAUAAGGCAGUCUUUCUCAAGCUGGAGAGUGGGCUCCCCAUACAUGACUGUGGGAGCUGCAAACUAUUUUGCAUGUCAAAUUGGCAAUAAACCCAUAAAACUAAAGACCCAAAGUUCAGAUUUUUACUUCAUUGGAAUUGUUGAAAGGAAUAGAAUAAUGGAUGUAAUUAGUGGAAUUGUUUCCGCCUGAGGUCACGUGGCAGAAGACAGAAAAGAUGUGUUUGAGAGAGCAGGUGUGGGAGGAAGAAGUUAGUGGGCCUGGUCAUAGGAGCAGGAACCUGAAAUGAGGCAAGAUUGAUGGGUAUAUGAGCUAGGCAGGCACUGCCAGGUUGGUUUGUUGGUUGAUAAGCAUGGGCUACCUAUUAUGUUUUUAAAGAGGAUGCUAUUUCAACCUUCAGACAUUGCUCAUAUAAGUGCUCAUUGGCCCAACUGGCAAGAAGGAUGCAUAACCUCCUUUUCUACAGUUAUUUUGUAAACUGGAUUUGCACAGCAAUGUGUCUGUAUUGUGAUGAAUGUAUUGAAAAGGAAUGUGGAAAGGAAAUUACGAAAGCCAUAAUAUGAGACUUGUUGAAUGAAUAAUGGAACCUCAAAUUGCUGUGGACGAGUAGUGGGCAGGGUGACUUUAGAAGGGCUAGCCAGAAGAGUUGUACAGAAAUGUUCCAAGAGAAAACUCUGUAGACAUUACAGAAUGAGAUUGGGACAGGAACAGCUCGUAUGAUAUUUACUAUGGAAUGGCACCAUGUUUUAUAUUAAGGCAGGAGUUUUAUACUCAUGGAAUUAUAUGAAUAGUUAUCUGCCUGCUUAUAUUAUACAUGACAGUUACAUAUUAGAAACUGUCUUAGGAAUAUCUGAGACAGCUGGAAUUUGAUACAUGUUUAUGAUGCUGCUGAAGAAAUUUGUAGUAAUACAUGUGUCUUGGAUGAUCUAAUGCCAGUAUUUUGUUAGUGUUUUUGAGCAAUGGGUCCUUUCCCCAUUAUUGCCUUUUUUGCACCUUGUUUUUUUUGUUUUUUUUUUUGUUUUUUUUACGUAUUCUGAAUAGAUUUGCUCAUAUAUUUCUGCAGAAAGCAUGAGGUUGUCUGGAAAGUCUUUUAAUUGUAUAUUGAGAUGCUGCUUCAUGGAUGGAUAUUGUAGAAUGUCAAAGAGGUGAAUCAACCAAACGCUGCAGUGCUGUUAAAUUUAAGUCUUUCCAUCAACUACUCGCUUAAAAAAGCUACAAUUUAAUAGGUCUUUACUCUGAAUAUAUUUGUCACCACUUAUGUGUCCUUUUUGAAAUGUUCUCCUCCUGUCUCCAGUAACUUCUCAUGAAAUUAAGUAGCAUUGGGGCAUAUGUGACCUAGGAUAUAUAAAGCAUGAAAUGCAGAAGCAAGAGCUGCUAAAGAAAUGGAAUAAGAAUUAUGCUCCGAAUACAACAUUUGCAGUUCAGAGGUCAACACUCUGACUAUUUAGAUCAUUAACAGAAUCUGGAUAAUUGACUUUUUAAUCCAUUACAGAUGACAGCAAAUUUACACUAGUGUCCUGCAGUGAGCUGGCUCUUUUAACCACUUCAGGGUUAAUUGCAGCUGCAUGGAUACUAGAAACAGAUCACUGCUGUCUCCUUCAUGGCUCCUGCCUGUAAUCAUAGUACUGAGUAUCUAUUCAGUAGUCCUGCCUAAACAUCCAGGUAAGAUGUCUUUUAAACUUUAAACACUGGGCAGUGCUAUAACAAAGCACUAACACUUGACUCUGCAAGGUCAGGCUGAAUGUUUUCCCAACCAAAUGUACAUUUCAGAAAGUGACACUUUAAGUAGAACUAUUCAUUCUCCAUUCUAAUUCAUUCUCAGUAUUUCAUAGACAAUAAAUGGAUCAGUCUUGUGAUGUUUGGAAUAAGUUUAAUAAAAGGUAUUUUAAAAAAUACAA
Messenger RNA from Anolis carolinensis (green anole), 3387 nucleotides. RefSeq names its product small glutamine rich tetratricopeptide repeat co-chaperone beta (gene sgtb). The record is from RefSeq and is a predicted model, not a curated record. Gene Ontology annotation, cellular component: membrane; TRC complex. Gene Ontology annotation, biological process: post-translational protein targeting to endoplasmic reticulum membrane. The transcript has 11 exons. Bases 156 to 1070 code for a protein of 304 amino acids. Gene Ontology annotation, molecular function: protein binding; molecular adaptor activity. NCBI's taxonomy places the organism in Eukaryota, Metazoa, Chordata, Lepidosauria, Squamata, Anolidae.